Molecule: messenger RNA, 4918 nt
Organism: Elephantulus edwardii (Cape elephant shrew)
Lineage: Eukaryota; Metazoa; Chordata; Mammalia; Macroscelidea; Macroscelididae
Gene: THBS1
Product: thrombospondin 1
Exons: 23
Coding region: 103-3618 (1171 amino acids)
Biological process (GO): cell adhesion; negative regulation of angiogenesis
Cellular component (GO): extracellular region
Molecular function (GO): protein binding; calcium ion binding
Source: RefSeq, a predicted model, not a curated record
ACUCCGCGUGCACCUCCCUCCCGGGCAGCCCUCGCCACUCCGCCACUCCGGGCUGCUGCUGCUGUUCACACAGGCUCCUUGCUGGGUGUCAGAAGCUCCACCAUGGAGCUGGCCUGGGGGCUCGCUCUCUUACUCCUGCUCCAAGUGUGUAGCGCCAACCGCAUUCCAGAGUCUGGGGGAGACAACAGCGUGUUUGACAUCUUUGAACUCACUGGGGCUGCCCGCAAGGGCUCCUCUGGCCGCCGGCUGGUGAAGGGCCCUGAUCCCUCCAGCCCAGCUUUCCGUAUUGAGGAUGCCAACUUGAUCCCCCCUGUGCCUGAUGACAAGUUCCAAGACCUAGUGGAUGCCAUACGCGCUGAGAAAGGGUUCCUCCUCCUGGCCUCCUUGCGGCAGAUGAAGAAAACCCGGGGUACACUUCUGACCCUGGAGAGGAAAGACCGCUCAGGCCAUAUCUUCAGCAUCAUCUCCAAUGGCAAGGCGGGCACCAUGGACCUUAGCUUUGACCUCCAGGGGAACCAACAUGUGGUGUCAGUGGAAGAUGCACUUCUGGCAACUGGCCAGUGGAAGAGCAUCACCCUGUUUGUACAGGAGGACAGGGCCCAGCUGUACAUUGACUGUGAGAAGAUGCGAAACACUGAGUUAGAGGUCCCCAUCCAAAGCAUCUUCACCAGGGACCUGGCCAACAUCGCCAGACUCCGCAUUGCUAAGGGAGGCGUAAAUGACAAUUUCCAGGGGGUGCUGCAGAAUGUGAGGUUUGUCUUUGGAACCACACCAGAAGACAUCCUCAGGAACAAAGGCUGUGCCAGCUCCACCAAAGUUGUGCUCACCCUGGACAAUAACGUGGUGAAUGGUUCCAGCCCCGCCAUCCGCACCAACUACAUUGGCCACAAAACCAAGGAUCUGCAGGCCAUCUGCGGCCUCUCCUGCGAUGAGCUGUCCAGCAUGGUCCUGGAGCUCAAGGGCCUGCGCACCAUCGUGACCACACUUCAGGACAGCAUCCGCAAAGUGACUGAAGAGAACAAGGAGCUGGUCAAUGAACUGAGGAGGUCUCCCCUCUGCUAUCACAAUGGGGUUCAGUACAUGAAUAAUGAAGAAUGGACAGUGGAUAGCUGCACUGAGUGCCGCUGUCAGAACUCGGUUACCAUCUGCAAAAAAGUGUCUUGCCCCAUUAUGCCUUGUUCAAACGCUACAGUUCCCGAUGGAGAAUGCUGUCCGCGGUGUUGGCCCAGCGACUCCGCAGAAGAUGGCUGGUCUCCGUGGUCUGAGUGGACCUCCUGCUCGGUGACCUGCGGCAAUGGGAUUCAGCAGCGUGGCCGCUCCUGUGACAGCCUCAACAACCGGUGUGAGGGCUCCUCCGUGCAGACACGGACCUGCCACAUUCAGGAGUGUGACAAGAGAUUUAAACAGGACGGCGGCUGGAGCCACUGGUCCCCAUGGUCAUCGUGUUCCGUGACGUGUGGUGAUGGCGUGAUCACGAGGAUUCGGCUCUGCAACUCUCCCAGCCCUCAGAUGAACGGGAAGCCCUGUGAAGGCGAAGCCCGACAGACCAAAGCCUGCUCCAAAGAUGCCUGCCCGAUCAAUGGAGGCUGGGGACCCUGGUCACCCUGGGACAUCUGCUCUGUCACCUGUGGAGGAGGUGUGCAGAAACGUAGCCGGCUCUGCAACAACCCCACACCCCAGUUUGGAGGCAAAGACUGCAUUGGUGAUGUGACGGAAAACCAGAUCUGCAACAAGCAGGACUGUCCAAUUGAUGGAUGUCUGUCCAAUCCCUGCUUUGCCGGGGCCAAGUGUACUAGCUACCCUGAUGGCAGCUGGAAAUGUGGCGCGUGCCCUGCAGGUUACAGUGGAAAUGGCAUCCAGUGCAAAGAUGUUGAUGAGUGCAAAGAAGUGCCCGAUGCCUGCUUCAACCACAACGGAGAGCACAGGUGUGAGAACACGGACCCCGGCUAUAACUGCCUGCCCUGCCCACCCCGCUUCACUGGCCCGCAGCCCUUUGGCCGAGGCGUCGAACAUGCCACUGCCAACAAACAGGUGUGUAAGCCCCGAAACCCCUGCACGGAUGGGACACACGACUGCAACAAGAACGCCAAGUGCAACUACCUGGGCCAUUACAGUGAGCCUAUGUACCGCUGUGAGUGCAAGCCCGGCUACGCAGGCAACGGCAUCAUCUGCGGGGAGGACUCGGACCUCGACGGCUGGCCCAACGAGGACCUGGUCUGUGUGGCCAACGCUACUUACCACUGCAAAAAGGAUAACUGCCCCAACCUUCCCAACUCUGGGCAGGAAGAUUAUGACAAGGAUGGAAUUGGAGAUGCCUGUGAUAAUGACGAUGACAAUGAUAAAAUCCCAGAUGAUCGGGACAACUGCCCAUUCCAUUACAACCCAGCCCAGUACGAUUAUGACAGAGAUGAUGUGGGAGACCGCUGUGACAACUGCCCCUACAACCACAACCCGGAUCAGGCGGACACAGACAACAACGGGGAGGGAGACGCCUGUGCGGCUGACAUCGACGGUGAUGGUAUCCUCAAUGAAAGAGACAACUGCCAGUACGUCUACAAUGUUGACCAGCGGGAUACAGACAUGGAUGGGGUCGGAGAUCAGUGUGAUAACUGCCCUCUGGAACACAAUCCAGAUCAGCUUGACUCUGACUCGGACCGCAUCGGAGACACCUGUGACAGCAAUCAGGACAUUGACGAAGACGGCCAUCAGAACAACCUGGACAACUGCCCCUACGUGCCCAAUGCCAACCAGGCCGACCACGACAAAGAUGGCAAGGGAGAUGCCUGUGACCACGAUGACGACAAUGAUGGCAUUCCCGAUGACAAGGACAACUGCAGACUUGUGCCCAAUCCUGACCAGAAGGACUCGGAUGGUGAUGGUCGAGGUGAUGCUUGCAAAGAUGAUUUUGACCAUGACAGUGUGCCAGACAUCGAUGACAUCUGCCCUGAGAAUGUUGAUAUCAGUGAGACUGAUUUCCGCCGAUUCCAGAUGAUCCCUCUAGAUCCCAAAGGAACGUCCCAAAAUGACCCUAACUGGGUUGUUCGCCAUCAGGGCAAAGAGCUCGUUCAGACUGUCAACUGUGAUCCUGGGCUUGCUGUAGGCUAUGACGAGUUUAAUGCGGUGGACUUCAGUGGCACGUUCUUCAUCAACACCGAAAGAGAUGACGACUACGCAGGAUUUGUGUUUGGCUAUCAGUCCAGCAGCCGCUUCUAUGUCGUGAUGUGGAAGCAGAUUACCCAGACCUACUGGGACACCAACCCCACAAGGGCUCAGGGAUACUCGGGCCUUUCCGUGAAAGUAGUGAACUCCACCACGGGGCCUGGCGAGCACUUGCGGAAUGCUCUGUGGCACACAGGAAACACACCUGGCCAGGUGCGGACUCUGUGGCAUGACCCUCGUCACAUAGGCUGGAAGGAUUUCACUGCCUACAGAUGGCGUCUCAGCCACAGGCCAAAGACAGGCUUCAUUAGAGUUGUGAUGUAUGAAGGAAAGAAAAUUAUGGCCGACUCAGGACCCAUCUAUGACAAAACCUACGCUGGCGGCAGGCUAGGGUUGUUCGUCUUCUCUCAAGAAAUGGUGUUCUUUUCCGACCUGAAAUAUGAGUGCAGAGAUUCCUAAUCCUCAAACUGUUGAUCAAAAGAGUGAUCAUAGCCAAUGCUGGUGUUGCACCUUCUGGAACCGAACCAUGGGCUCAAGAAAGCCCCAGGAUAACUCGUCCCUUCUCCCUUUUUUCUCUGCUUGCAUCAGUGUGAGCUCCUAGGACAUAUGACCUGCCUCAAGAAAAUGCAACUUUCAAAAACAAACUCUGCAUUUCCUCUAACAAAUGAGAAGACAUCUUUCCAGAGCAUAAACAAUUACUUUUGGCUUGCUUUUUGGAAAAGCACAAGCAUCUCCUUGCUUCAGCUGGAAAGAUGCCUGCUCCAGUCUGCACCUGUCACAGAGCAGGGCACUGUCCAGAGGCCAUGUCUGAGCGCUGGACUCAGUAGCAUUUUCAGGCAUGUGAGAGAAGGGAGGACUCGGUAAAAUUAGCAAACAAAACCACCCCUGACACACGCCCUCUGGAAUAGAGGCAGCAGGGGCCAAAGCACUAAGGAGAAGGUGUAUGCCUGAGACAUGAUUGUAUGAAGAAAAGACGCAGAACUGUUACAUGCUCGGUACUAAUCAUUUUCAGGGGACUGAAAACUGUUGUUGGAUUUCAUGAUGCUGACCAGUGUUAGCUGAUUAACCCACAUAAAGAGGCACUUAACGUAGAAGCAGGGAGGAAAAGACUGGCUUCUGGCCUCCCUCCCGGGCCCCUCCUCUUACAUAUCAUGGGCAGUGGCGAGAAUAGGGAGCCGACAUGAAACCAGUGCAGGGCAGUGCUGGCUGCUAUGGCCUGGUUACACUGAAAUUGUCGGCUUCAUUACAGAUGUAGCUUGUGCAGGUGUAGCAGGAAAAAAGGGGAAACUCUACCAUCUCAGUGAGCACAGGGCUGCCUCCCAGAGGCUGGGCAGCCGUGCUUGUAUUUUUAUGGUUAGAAAGGCACAAAAUUAUCAACCUAACUAAAAACAUUCCUUUUCUCUCUUUUUUCCCCUGAAUAUCAUGGAAAUUUUCCAUUUCUCUCUUUUGGACUCUAGAUUUGUUUUGUCUUGUUUUACAAUCGCUUUACAGUGUAAAAUAUUUAUUUUUUACAUAUUCUGGAGAAUCUGACUGAAGGACUAUUCGUGGACUAGGAAGAAGCGUAAACACUAUUCAUAUCAUCCUUGUUACGAGUCUUCAUGACUGUAAGAUUGUAAAUACAGAUUAUUUAUUAACUCUGUUCUACCUGGAAUUUAGGUUUCAUUUGGAAAGUAUUUGAGGUCGGCUAGUGGAGGCUUAUCGGCUUAUCUUUCCUAAGAAUGGCACAUGGAGAGGCUGCCUUUCCACUUUGUGCUAAGAG